AUGAUGCAAGAUGACAGCAAUCGCCGGAUGUCUGUGACAUUCAUCUGUCUGCGCAUACAACUCCCAGAGUAUGACUGCAAAAAGUGCAAAAAAGGAGAAUCACCCAAGGAAGUCCGAGCUAACCAACGUCUGUUCACAACAGCAGUUUGGGAGCUGUUUUCUAUCCUAUCUCAAUGGGAACAGCACGGCGAGGUUGGAUUGGAGAUUAGUGUCCAUUCUCCAAGUGAUGCCCUUCACUAUUGCCAGGAGCUCAAGAGCCGAAUCCAUCGCAGAGCGAACAUGCCCCCGAAAUACUCGAAACCUAGAACAAGAGGCAAGGCCACUCACGGCUGGAGGCAAGGCAGACAAAUCGACAACCCCCCCGACGGUGCUAAACUCAGAGUCUUUGGACAACCCAAAGGGCUAGGCUUCGACUUGCGUACAUCGGUGGCCCGCAAGCUAGGAACCCUGCCCGAGGUCAAGGUAGUCACAUGGCUGCUCAUUCGUCGACAGUUUUACCGUCAUUUCUCUGUGCCAAAGGCUUUGGAACCGAUGAUGAAAAGUUUACCUCGCCUAGAGCACCUUUCGUAUGAGCCGUGGCGAGGAAUCGAUACCGACAAGAUCGCUGGACGGCAGAUACGAGACGAACAGCACACUCGUUUAUUUCUUGACGUUAUACAGCACCAUAAGGCUUUACAUUCAGUGUCCAUGUUUGAGAACUUCAACCCUGCCAUGCAUACCAGUGGGAAAAGAGAAGCCUAUUCAGCCUUGGGCCAAAGCGUCGCGAAAGCAAGCCAGAACUUGGAGAAUCUAGCAGCCAUAUUCAACAUCGACGCCAAAGACUUCUUCUACGCGUUUUUCCCGAGCCAGAACACAGGAAUGCUGCUGCCCAGCAUGUCGUGGAGCAAACUAAGGCAUUUAAACCUUUGCUCAGAGCUCCUUGUCCCGGCACACUACAACGAGCUGAUCCAAGUUGCGGCGGCAGCGGCACUCCAGAUGCCGAAACUUACGUACGUUCGCUUUACCUGGACGUAA
Messenger RNA from Trichoderma breve, 1014 nucleotides. RefSeq lists its product as uncharacterized. The record is from RefSeq and is a predicted model, not a curated record. Lineage: Eukaryota; Fungi; Ascomycota; Sordariomycetes; Hypocreales; Hypocreaceae. The transcript has 2 exons. Bases 1 to 1014 code for a protein of 337 amino acids.